Molecule: messenger RNA, 2586 nt
Organism: Ustilaginoidea virens
Lineage: Eukaryota; Fungi; Ascomycota; Sordariomycetes; Hypocreales; Clavicipitaceae
Exons: 4
Coding region: 1-2586 (861 amino acids)
Biological process (GO): intra-Golgi vesicle-mediated transport; intracellular protein transport; retrograde vesicle-mediated transport, Golgi to endoplasmic reticulum
Cellular component (GO): COPI vesicle coat
Molecular function (GO): structural molecule activity; protein binding
Source: RefSeq, a predicted model, not a curated record
AUGAAGCUGGACGUCAAGCGUCAGCUCUACGCUCGCAGCGACCGAGUGAAAGGGGUCGACUUCCAUCCUCAAGAGCCAUGGAUCCUCACCACGCUCUACAGCGGCCACGCUUCCAUCUGGUCGUACGAGACGCAGCAAGUCGUCAAGUCGUUCGAGGUUACAGAAGUGCCUGUCCGAGCUGGCCGCUUCAUCGCACGAAAGAACUGGAUUGUCUGCGGUUCCGAUGACUUCCAAAUACGAGUUUACAACUACAACACUUCCGAAAAGGUCACCCAAUUUGAGGCACACCCGGACUAUAUUCGCGCAAUCGCUGUCCACCCUACGCUCCCAUUCAUCUUGACUGCCUCUGAUGACAUGACGAUUAAGCUCUGGGACUGGGACAAGGGUUGGAAAUGCGUCCAGGUCUUCGAGGGUCACAGCCACUAUGUCAUGGGGAUUGCCAUCAACCCCAAGGACACAAACACGUUCGCCUCGGCAUGCUUGGAUCGUACUGUCAAGAUCUGGAGCUUGGGAUCCUCCACCGCCAACUAUACCCUGGAGGCCCACGAGACCAAGGGUGUGAACCACGUCGACUACUACCCGCACUCGGACAAGCCGUAUCUUCUCACAACCUCUGACGAUCGAACCGUAAAGAUCUGGGACUACACCACCAAGUCUCUGAUUGCCACUCUCGAAGGUCACACAAACAAUGUAUCCUUUGCCUGCUACCAUCCCGAACUCCCCGUCAUCAUAUCCGGGUCUGAAGAUGGCAGCCUUCGCAUCUGGCAUGCCAACACGUACCGAUUCGAGCAGUCCUUGAACUAUAAUCUUGAGCGAGCCUGGUGUGUUUCCUACCAGAAGGGCAAGCAAGGUAUUGCCGUCGGUUACGACGACGGUGCUGUGGUGGUCAAGCUGGGACGCGAGGAACCUGCCGUGUCAAUGGACGCCUCCGGGAAAAUCAUCUGGGCCAGGCACAACGAGGUCGUGUCCUCCAUUAUCAAGGGUGAUGCCUCCGCCAAGGACAACGAACCCAUCUCCCUCCCUACCAAGGACAUGGGGACUUGCGAAGUGUAUCCCCAAACGCUGAUCCACUCGCCCAACGGCCGGUUUGUUGCGGUUUGUGGGGACGGCGAAUACAUCAUUUACACAGCCUUGGCUUGGCGAAACAAGGCAUUCGGAUCUGCCUUGGACUUUGUGUGGGGCUCCAAGGAGAAUAGCAACGACUUUGCCAUCCGCGAGUCGGCGAUGAGCGUCAAGAUUUACAAAAACUUCACCGAGAAGAGUGGCGGGCUCGACGUCGGAUUCCAGGCCGAUGGCUUGACUGGUGGUGUCCUCCUGGGUGUCACGGGGCAGGGUGGCAUCUCAUUCUUUGACUGGGCAACUGGUGGUCUGGUACGAAGAAUCGAAGUCGAGCCAAAGCAUGUCUACUGGUCCGAGAGCGGGGAGCUGGUGGCUAUCGCUUGCGAUGAUACCUGCUAUGUCUUGCGGUACUCUCGAGAGAGCUAUGUGGAGGCUGUCCAGUCAGGACAAGUCGAAGAAGAUGGCGUAGAGGCGGCGUUUGAAGUCAUUACUGAUAUUGGCGAGAGCAUUCGGACUGGUGAAUGGGUAGGGGACUGCUUCCUUUACACCAACGGCACCAACCGCCUGAAUUAUCUAGUGGGCGACCAGACCUACACGGUAUCGCACUUUGACAAACCCAUGUAUGUGCUCGGGUAUAUUCAGCGAGACUCGAGGAUUUAUCUCGCCGACAAGGAUGUCAACGUCACAUCCUUUGGGCUGUCGCUCCCCGUGUUGGAAUACCAGACUUUGGUUCUCCGCGAGGACAUGGAGACGGCCAACGAACUACUACCCACGAUCCCUGCCGAUCAGCUGAACAAGAUUGCGAGAUUUCUUGAGGGACAAGGCCACAAGGAACUGGCCUUGGAGGUUGCUACAGACCCGGAGCACAAAUUUGACCUCGCCCUGUCUCUGAACCAGCUGGAGACGGCCUUGGAGCUGGCCCGGGCUGCAGACGUUGAACACAAAUGGAAGACUGUGGGCGACGCCGCCCUGGCUGCCUGGGACGUGGCGCUGGCUGCGGAAUGCUUCACACAUGCCAAGGACCUCGGAUCGCUGCUCCUCGUGCAUUCGUCCACGGGCGACAGAGAAGGACUGCAGGCCCUAGGCAAGCAAGCCGAGGAGGCUAGUGCUCACAAUGUUGCCUUUUCCUGCUCGUGGCUGCUGGGCGACGUGGACAAGUGUGUGGAGCUGCUGACCAAGACGGGACGCCUGGCCGAGGCCGUUCUCUUUUCGCAAACAUACAAACCUAGCUUGACCAAGCCGAUUGUGCACGACUGGAAAGCGAGCCUGGAGAAGUCGAAAAAGGGCAAGGUUGCCAAGCUGAUUGGCGUUCCGGGAGAGGACGACGACUUGUUCCCGGAGUGGGAUGCCUGGUUACAGGCGGAGCGAGAGGGAGAGGGUGGCUCAGGAGAAGAGAAGGCGGACGAGGGGAUCAAUGGGGUCGCGGAUGGUUCCGAAGCUGAAGUACACGAUGAGGACAAGGCAGAGGCAGAGGCAGAGGCCGAGGCCGAGGCAGAAGAGGCAGAGGAAGAGGAAGAGGACGAGUAA